UCCUCCAAUCCGAGCCGACAGCCGACCAUUGACUUCUCCGUCCACGGCCUCUAAGCGGCCCCCACGUCGACACGACCUUCAACUAGCCUUAUCCGUAAAUAAUAAAAUUAGUAAUUAAUUAAUAAAAUAAAGACGACGUGCUUCUUCUUCCCGGUCGCAUUUCAUCGUUGGAUUUCUUUUUUACCCCUGAAAUCUGCCGUAAUGACCUACAAAAUCUACCACCGGAUCUCAUUCCUAUCACUCUCUCUUGUUCUUUUUUGUCUUCAAUGGAUCCUAUUAUAGAUGUAGAGAAGAAGAGGAGGGGAGAAGCCGUUGGAAGUGAUCGGUUCUUUGAUCUGGUUUUCUCAUGAGAAACAGGGCCCGUUCUUCUAGUGCUUGCACUUCGCCGUCUCACGGGAAAAUGAGGGCAAUGAAGAUAUUUGGGUUCUCUGUAUCUCUUAUUCUCAUCAACAUGGCUUCUAUAAUGGAGCGCGCUGAUGAGAAUCUCCUUCCAGCUGUUUACAAAGAAGUCAGUGAGGCCUUCAAUGCUGGACCUACUGAGCUUGGAUACCUUACAUUCAUACGAAACUUUGUGCAGGCGUUAUCAUCUCCCUUGGCAGGUGUACUUGCACUUCACUAUGACCGUCCUGCAGUUCUUGCAAUGGGCACUGCAUUCUGGGCCUUAUCAACAGCUGCAGUCGGUGCUAGUCAGCAUUUUGGGCAGGUUGCAAUCUGGAGAGCAGUGAAUGGUUUUGGGCUGGCUAUCGUGAUCCCGGCACUGCAAUCUUUCAUUGCUGAUAGUUAUAUGGAUGGUGUGCGUGGUACUGGAUUUGGAUUAUUGAGCCUUGUUGGUUCUAUAGGGGGCAUAGGAGGUGGUGUUUUGGCAACAGUCAUGGCUGGGCAAGAAUUCUGGGGAGUGCCAGGAUGGCGUUUUGCCUUUGCCAUGAUGGCAUCAUUGAGUCUGCUGAUUGGGUUUCUUGUUUACAUGUUUGUUAUUGACCCUAGAAGAACCACUCUGAUGACUCAUGGCACCGAGGAGGACUCUGAAAGGACCUCUCUGGUUGGUAAAGGUAGUGUACCUCCACCUUCUAUCUGGGGUGAUUCCUGGUUAGCAAUGAUAUCUGUAAUGAAAGUGCAAACAUUUCAGAUCAUUGUCUUGCAGGGCAUUGUCGGUUCACUGCCGUGGACGUCCAUGGUUUUCUUCACAUUGUGGUUCGAACUGAUAGGCUUUGACCAUAAUAGCUCAGCUGCCUUGAACAGUCUUUUUGCCAUCGGAUGUGCCAUGGGCUCCCUCAUGGGUGGAUUCAUAGCAGACCGGGUAUCAAAGUUCUACCCAGACACAGGCCGUAUCAUGUGUGCUCAGUUCAGUGCCUUCAUGGGCAUUCCCUUCUCAUGGAUUGUGCUUGCAGUCAUCCCUCAGUCUGUGAACAGUUGGAACGCCUUUGCUGUCGCUCUCUUCCUCAUGGGCCUCUCUAUCAGCUGGUGUGCUACUUGUGCUAAUAACCCAAUGUUUGCUGAGGUUGUCCCUUUGAAGCAUCGUACCAUGAUAUACGCCUUCGAUCGUGCAUUUGAAGGUUCAUUCUCUUCAUUUGCAGCACCUGCUGUCGGAUAUCUUACCGAGAAGAUUUAUGGUUAUGAUUCAAAGUCUCUGAGUUUAGCAAAUGGAUCUGUUCAAGGGGCAUAUGCACUCUCUAGGGGACUAUUAACAAUGACAGUCAUUCCUUUUGGCUUAUGUUGUUUGUUUUACAGCCCACUUUACAUUAUGUUUAAGCGUGACCGUGACAAUGCUAGGAUGGCUAGUUCAAAAGAGCUGGAGCUGACAUGAGAAGGACCUCUCAGCUAAUUAUUACUGCUCUAGGAUCUUCUCGUUAAAUUCAACAUUGAAAGACCAAACGCCUUUUUUCAGGCUGAUCACACUGUAAUAAGAAUGCAAAAAUCAAACACAGAUCAUGUAUAGAUUCUUGUACUCCAAUCAUCAUGUUCUUAUCCACUGCCAUUCUUGAUACAAAGUUGCGCUGCCUCCGGCAUACACAAUGCUCAGUCUUUGAA
Phoenix dactylifera (date palm) is the source of this 2028-nucleotide messenger RNA. RefSeq lists its product as uncharacterized. Gene Ontology annotation, cellular component: membrane. The record is from RefSeq and is a predicted model, not a curated record. Gene Ontology annotation, biological process: transmembrane transport. Gene Ontology annotation, molecular function: transmembrane transporter activity. NCBI's taxonomy places the organism in Eukaryota, Viridiplantae, Streptophyta, Magnoliopsida, Arecales, Arecaceae.